UUGAAGUUAUGUACGUCACCAUGCUGAACACAGGAAUGGAGUUAUGUGGAUGUGCGUGAAGGUGCCCACAUGUUCUACUGGCUGUAUUAUACCACAGCACCUGGAGGAUUCCAUCAAGCACCCCUUGUCAUGUGGUUACAGGGUGGACCAGGAGGUUCUGGUACAGGAUUUGGAAACUUUGAGGAGAUUGGACCCUUAGAUGUGCAACAAAAUCCAAGGAAUACAACAUGGUUACAAGCAGCAAGUUUACUGUUUGUGGAUAAUCCUGUGGGUACUGGUUACAGUUACGUAGAUAACAAGGAGGCGUACACUCAUGAUGUUGCUGGUAUUGCUGCAGACAUGAUGGUCACAUUACAUGCCUUCUUCAUGAUAAAAUCAACACAAUUUCAGGAGGUUCCGUUCUAUAUUUUCUCAGAAUCUUACGGUGGAAAAAUGACAGCAGCUAUUAGCCAAGCUUUGUAUCAGCAUAUUCAAGCUGGAGCUAUAAAAUGUAACUUUAAAGGACUGGCAAUGGGAGAUUCCUGGAUUUCACCAAUAGAUUCAACAGCAACCUGGGCACCCUACCUUUAUGCAAAUUCCCUGAUAGACCAGUCAGGAAAUACCUCUAUUACUAAUUCUGUAAAGAAGAUUACAGAACUCAUUGCUGACGGUCAGUGGGACAAGGCUACCAGUCAGUGGGGAUCUACCCAGACUGUUGUUGAACUGGCAACAAAUGGUGUGAACUUCUACAACAUUCUCAAAUGGGGACAGGAAGGAAAGAGCAGUAUGUUUGCGAGUAAGGAUGGCCUUUCCAGUCGGGCACUUUCACGUCUUCACCAAGACGACCUUGCUGAGUUAAUGAAUGGCAAAAUAAAGAAGAAACUUGGAAUUAUUCCAGACAGUGUUGAAUGGGGUGCCCAGUCAGGUGAAGUGUUUGCAACACAGAGUGGAGAUUUUAUGAAACCUGUGGUGGAUAUUGUUGAUGACCUUAUACAGAAUACAGAGUUAGAAGUGGUUGUAUAUUCUGGGCAGUUGGAUCUCAUUGUUGAUACUAUAGGUACUGAGGAAUGGAUGUCCAGACUUACUGUUGCUGAUUUGUUCCGAGAUGCAGAGCAUAAACCUAUACUUGAUCCAGUAACGAAGUUAACAUCUGGCUUUGUGAAAAAAGCAAAGAAUUUCUCAUUUUACUGGAUUCUCAAUGCUGGUCAUAUGGUGCCAUCAGAUGAUGGUGAAACAGUAUUGCACUCCUUCUAUCUGUCAGAUAGUAUUGAAUUCCUUCUAUCUGUCAAAUAGUAUUGCAUUUAUUCUGUCUCUCAGUGUACCAUUCCUUUCAUCUGUAACCAGAUGAUGGCGAGACAGUAGAGCAUUUUUAUCAUCUGUUUUCAGAUGCCAUCAGAUAUCAGUGAGACUAUUCCAUUUUUUCAUGAAUUAUGCCCCCUUUUACUUAGAAUUUAAGGUUGAUCUUGAUGCAUUUUCACUAUAUCUCAGUUAUUACUAAAUGGAUUUGAUUCAAACUUGAAAUAGGUGUUCCACCUUAUCACCCACAUCAUGUGACACAAGGUGCAUAACUCUGACACCAAUUUUUUUAAUGAAUUAUGCCCCCUUUUACUUAGAAUUUAAGGUUAAUUUUGAUGCAUUUUCACUAUAUCAUUCCGGUUGGCUUAGAGUCAAAGGGAAGUAACCUUUUUUUAACUUUUGUACUGAGUUACUUCCCCUUAAAUUCCAAGAAUUAGUCAAUUUUUAGAUUUUGGGUUUUUUCAAAUUUAAGGCAUCAUAGCGCUUGCAGCAUUCUUUUUUCAACCGGGUAUUUUUACCUGGUGCUGAUUUUCAACAUUUUUAGGUAUCAAAACCAAAAAUAUUUUUGGCCCUAAUUUUUUUUAUAUAUAUUGUAUAGUGUUAUUUGACCUUAUAUAGCAACUUUUUUUAGGGGAUUUUAGGUAUUUUUCUAACUUUUUUGUUACUAACAAAUACAAAUACAUUUUUCUGUGGUAACAUGCGUCAGUAAGACAUUUUUUUUGUAUUUACAUUUAGUGUAUCUCUAAUAUUAGAGAUUUUUAUAUUUACUCAUCCCUCAUCCUGGGCACAUAUACUAGUAUUACUUAUAUGUGCUGCGGAAGCCCAGGAUGAAGUACUCCAAAGACGAGUAAAAAAAUGUUUUAAGUAUUAAUUUUUAUCUGGUGCUGAUGUAAAUAUCUCCUCUUGUCAAUUUUCAACAUUUUUAGGUAUCAAAACCAAAAAUAUUUUUGGCCCUAAUUUUUUUUUUUUUAUAUAUAUUGUAUAGUGUCAUUUGACCUUAUAUAGCAACUUUUUUUAGGGGAUUUUAGGUAUUUUUCUAACUUUUUUGUUAUUAACAAAUACAAAUACAUUUUUCUGUGGUAACAGGCGUCAGUAAGACAUUUUUUUUGUAUUUACAUUUAGUGUAUCUCUAAUAUUAGAGAUUUUUAUAUUUACUCAUCCCUCAUCCUGGGCACAUAUACUAGUAUUACUUAUAUGUGCUGCGAAAGCCCAGGAUGAAGUACUCCAAAGACGAGUAAAAAAUGUCUAAGUAUUAAUUUUUAUCUACGUUUUAGAUUAUUCUAAGUAUUUUUAAAAUUUCUUAUGGUUGCCAUUCUUCUGUGACAAGACCGUAUUGUGGGGGUAUAAGUCACUCCUGUGACAGUUCCAGUUCUUCCUGUUUUCAGGUGCUAUCAGAUAACAGAAAUAGAGUACAGCAUUCGUUCUGCCAGAUAAAUUAAGUAACAGCAAAAUAGCAUUCCUUUUAUGUUUUUAAGUUCCUUCAGAUAACAGUGAUGCAGCAUUCCUUUUAUUUGUUUUCAGGUGCCAACCGAUAAUGGCGAUAUAACAUUCCUUUCAUCACU
Molecule: messenger RNA, 2837 nt
Organism: Mercenaria mercenaria
Lineage: Eukaryota; Metazoa; Mollusca; Bivalvia; Venerida; Veneridae
Product: retinoid-inducible serine carboxypeptidase-like
Exons: 11
Coding region: 70-1272 (400 amino acids)
Biological process (GO): proteolysis
Molecular function (GO): serine-type carboxypeptidase activity
Source: RefSeq, a predicted model, not a curated record